This is a messenger RNA of Sitodiplosis mosellana (orange wheat blossom midge), 779 nucleotides long. Its product is annotated as ribonuclease H1-like. NCBI's taxonomy places the organism in Eukaryota, Metazoa, Arthropoda, Insecta, Diptera, Cecidomyiidae. Bases 151 to 651 code for a protein of 166 amino acids. The record is from RefSeq and is a predicted model, not a curated record. The transcript is spliced from 2 exons. Gene Ontology annotation, molecular function: nucleic acid binding; RNA-DNA hybrid ribonuclease activity.
CACUUUCACAGUCGUUUUGUAUGACAGCUUCAAUUUCUAAAGUGUCAAGUAUCAAAUCGCACAUUCUCAUUGUGUUAAGGAAGUUAAAGUGAACGGAUUUAUUUUUUUAGUUUGAUUGUUCGAAAAAGAAGAAGAAAAAAAGUCAAAAAAAUGAAUCACAAUAAAUAUAUUGUGGAUGACAACGGCUUCACUAACGUUUAUGUGAGCGGUGUCCGUAUAAAAGCCGGAACACCACAAGAAACGUCUGGUUACAGUGUUUACUGGGGCCCCGGAAAUCCAUUCAACGUCAGCAUGGGCACUCGCAAAAAUCUUUCCGAAAAUGCCGGCGAAGUUGAAGGUGCAAAAAUGGCUUUCAAACAGGCAGCCCGAUUCAAUGGCUUGAACAAAUUGCGCAUGAACACCAGCUCCAAGUCUUUAUAUGAUGCGGUGACUGAUUCGAUGGCCAAGUGGAAGGAAAGCAAUUGGCGCAAUGAGGCGGAUGGACGAAAGAUUCGAAACUGCAGCGCCUACAAGAAAUUGAGCAACGCCAUAGACAACGUUGUUGUUGAAAAACGAAUGGAUAUCGAAUAUAAAUACAUUUCAGCACGCUGGGGUAACAUUCACCAAAACGAAGCCGAUCGAAUGGCCACAAACGCUGCCGAACGACGUUGAACAUUUCGUGUACCGUGCACACAAACAACAUUGUAUUGCAGAAGAUAUAGUUUUUUCAUUGUUAAAUCACUCUCACAGAUUUGAAUCGAAUGCAAUGUUUACGUUGUAAUAAAAAAAAAUUCAAUUGC